Messenger RNA from Cuscuta epithymum, 2030 nucleotides. The record is from the annotation of a GenBank genome assembly. NCBI's taxonomy places the organism in Eukaryota, Viridiplantae, Streptophyta, Magnoliopsida, Solanales, Convolvulaceae.
GGCUGAUCUGGCUACAAUAAUAGCUCAAAAAAAAAAUCUCUGAAAUGCUGAAUUUCAGAUUUAGAUUGCCACUUUCAGUCAAAAUUUCCAUUGAUAAAAUACUAAUAUUUUAAUAUCGUUUACUUGAAAACUUUUGUACUUAACAACAACAAAUGAAAUAUUUCUAUUCUAAUACGUGCGAUGAGACUGAAUUCAAGAUCACACUAAUGUUAAAUGCUCAGAAAACAUGAUCAUUAUUAGCAUCUUCAGUUUUUCUUUGACUUGUGCCCAAUGCACAAGACUUUAGUGAAUUUGAAUUAAUUUCUUGCAGUUACUGAAGAGCGAUGCAAUGAAGUUGGGAUUCUUGUCUUUGACCUUUUUGCGAACCUGGGAGCUUCAGGUUGUAUGACAUGAUAUUUGUGCUCUUAUGUCAUUGAAUUUAAUCCUUAUCUGGUAAAAGCAUUUUAUUUAUGUAGAGGCAUAGCCGCAUAUAGUUGUGAUGGGCAUAUGAUAUCAGUGGUUAUUUUCUUCAUUGUUACCCUCCUUUAUUUUCAGAGGAACAAUUAGAUUUUCCUGUUCUUUAUGCCUCUGCUAAAGAAGGAUGGGCUUCAUCGGCUUAUACAAAGAGUCCACCAAACAAUGCCAAAGACAUGUCUGAAUUGUUCGAUACAAUUGUACGCCAUGUUCCUCCACCAACUGCCAAUCUGGAUGCACCUUUUCAUAUGUUGGUUGGUACCCAGACCGUCAAUGCUCUAGAUCAAUACUUGCAAAAAACAUUAUGCCCGCAUUAUGUCCGCAUUAUGUCCUUGUAGUGUAGAAACAUGUGCAUUAGUAUAUUUACUAUGUUAAUUACUGCCUGUUAAGUGUUCCUUUUUUUGGAGUACAAUUAUGCUUGCUUAUAGGAGUAUAGGACCUAAAUCGCUUGCUGAUGAGUUGAAUGUCCUUUUAACCAGAUUGUUUUAGUCAAAAACUUGUGUCAGUCAUCAACUGAUUUACUCACACAGCUAUAUUUCUUCCCAAAUUGGAAAGUUACAAAAAAGAGAACAAAACAGGAAAAAAGAAGUAAACAAGGCAUAAAUCUUUGAUAUAUGGUUUUACUUUUUCUUCAGCUUGAGAAAUGUUUGAGAUAGUUGAUGUUGAACGUUAAGUUUUCUCCUCAUAUUUUACAUAUUUAAUUACUUAAUUUUUACAGCUCUCUCAUUACCUCAUGCAUUGUGCAGAGAGGUGUAAACAAAAGAUUCCGGUUUAGAAGACAUUCGUGUCAAGGCUUUCAAAAAUCAUUUCGAAGACCGUAUUCUACCUCUUCCACCCUUCAAGUUGGUUCUAAUAUCAUAAUUUUCAACUAUAGUAGUGGGCACGUAGGGCCAUACACCGGAACCUUUAAUAGGUUCCGCCCUGCACGUAUCAUUCUCUUUGCAAAGGACUGUAUUGAUGAAGAUGUGCUGAUUAGAAUAUGUAGAAGUGACGAUAAUGACAAUGUCAUUAGGGUUUUGUGCAUCGAGUUUGUGUUGAAAAGCAUAUUAUGUGCAUUGGCUCAACCAAACAUGACAUUAAAAGAAUUUUUUGCGCUACCGUAUAUUCACACGAACAACGUUGAUAUUAUGAGGUUUGUGUUUCAUUAAUAAUUUGAUUGUGUUUGUAAUUUUUUAAAUAUAGAGUUGUUUAACCUUUAAUCUUUUCCAUAAAUAAUAGGGGUAUUCUUCUAGGCUUGAUGUAUUUGCACCAGAGAGGCAUCACAUUGCCAAACUUGAAUUACGACAACAUUCUAGUUGUGAAAGAAAAGUCAAUGUUUAAAGCUAAGAUAUCUAGCAUAGAGGCUGCUAUACAUGGGAGUCACCGAAGAAAGGAAAUAGAUAUGCAUAAAGUUGGUUUGAUCUUUUAUCACAUACUGGCCGGAGAGUUGCCUAAAGAUCAGAUCCAUUUUAACAUUUAUAUACUGAAUGAAAAUUGUCUAAAUGUUGAAGAGGCUAGACACCUUUUAACUUUGCUUGUUCACCCGAGUCCAUCACGUAGGUAAUGCACUAAAUAUUGUCAAAAAGAAAGUUAUAAAC